AUGGACAGGACGUGGAAGGACAUGAACACAGACAUUGAUCACAAACCAAGCCAUAAGCCGUUGAAGAACUGGGCAGUCACAGGCACACAAGAACACAUACACGCCGCCCAGGCCAAAUUCUCCGCGGUCCCGGCCUGCAUGUCUCAAUGUCUCGUCGUGCGGAUGACACCUGUUUUAGCCGAUGCCGUGGAUGGAUGGAUGGAAGUGCCAGAGUGCCAGAGUGUCGUGCAAGACCAGUCCAGGCCAGACUACCAACCAACCAAGAUGCGCAUCACCCUGACCAUCACCAACUCCGAUCCCCAACCUGAGGGCGACGACACGGACCUCCUCUCUCUGGAAGUCUACCCCGAAAUGACCAUCGAAACCCUCCGCAGCUCGAUCCAAGUCGAGACGGGCUUCCACCCGACCGCCCAGCACCUCUACCACAACGGCAACCUGCUGACCCCGGACCAAAAUUCCAAGACCCUCGCCGAGCUAGGCGUGACCGACGGGGACAUGCUGGCCCUGCACGUGCGCGGCAUGCGCGGGUCGAGUAGACCCGGCCCAUCUGCCGCUGAGAGACAGGCAGGAUACAUGGAGCAGGACCCGGAGAUGAUCCGCCUGCAGCUUCUGGGCGAUCCGAACCUCAAGGCAGAGCUGAGCCGGACGAGGCCUGAUUUGGCGGCGGCGUUGGAAGAUCCCGUGCGGUUUGCAAGGAUGUAUGCCGAGAGUUUGGAGAGGGAGCGCAGGGAGCGCGCCGAGAGACAGCGCCAGAUCGCGCUGCUGAAUGCGGAUCCUUUUGAUCCCGAGGCGCAGGCGAAGAUUGAGGAGAUCAUUCGCCAGGAGAGGGUCAUGGAGAACUUGCAGAAUGCGAUGGAGCAUAAUCCGGAGGUCUUCGGCGUCGUCCACAUGCUCUACAUCGAGGUCGAAGUAAACGGCUACAAGGUGAAAGCGCUGGUCGACUCCGGCGCCCAAGCAACCAUCAUGUCCCCGUCCUGCGCCGAAGCCUGUGGCAUAAUGCGCCUCGUUGACAAGCGAUUCGCCGGCGUAGCCCGCGGCGUCGGCACCGCCAACAUCAUCGGCCGCGUGCACUCAGCGCAGAUUAAGAUCGGCCCUCUCUUCCUACCCUGCUCUUUCACCGUCAUGGAAGGCAAGUCCGUCGAGCUCCUGCUCGGCCUGGACAUGCUUCGCCGGCACCAGGCUUGUAUCGAUCUCAAGAAGGAUAAGCUUGUCAUCCAAGGGGUUGAGAUUCCCUUCUUGGGCGAAGCGGAUAUCCCCAAGGAAACGGAGGAUGCGAUCCAUCGUGAGCCGACGGUGCCUGGGCCGGCUGGGACUAGUAUCGGGCAGCGGUCUGGGGCUGUUACUGCCGGGCCAUCAUCAUCACAAGCAGCGGCAAGACCAAGUGCGCCACCACGGCCUCAGUUCCCUAGAGAGCAUAUCGAUCAGCUGAUGGCGCUGGGUGCGUCGGAGCAGAGGGCCAUUCAGGCGCUGGAGGCGACGGGUGGGAAUGUGGAGUAUGCAGCGAGUUUGAUCUUCCAGGAUUGA
Thermochaetoides thermophila DSM 1495 is the source of this 1524-nucleotide messenger RNA. RefSeq lists its product as uncharacterized. The coding region runs from base 1 to 1524 and encodes 507 amino acids. The transcript is spliced from 4 exons. NCBI's taxonomy places the organism in Eukaryota, Fungi, Ascomycota, Sordariomycetes, Sordariales, Chaetomiaceae. Gene Ontology annotation, biological process: proteolysis. Gene Ontology annotation, molecular function: aspartic-type endopeptidase activity; protein binding. The record is from RefSeq and is a predicted model, not a curated record.